This is a messenger RNA of Trichoplax adhaerens, 2394 nucleotides long. RefSeq lists its product as uncharacterized. Lineage: Eukaryota; Metazoa; Placozoa; Uniplacotomia; Trichoplacea; Trichoplacidae. The transcript is spliced from 7 exons. The record is from RefSeq and is a predicted model, not a curated record. The coding region runs from base 1 to 2394 and encodes 797 amino acids.
AUGGGAUACAUAAUAACUCAAAAUGAGGUCGAUGAAAUACAAAGCUUAAAAGCUGGAAGAAAUGUAUGUAAAAAGUAUGGUAUCAGUACCAAAGGGUUAAAAACUGUGCAAGAUUUUAAAGAACGGCUAGAUUUACUUCGAAGGAAUGAAACCAUCGAAAAUUAUCAACGCUCUGCGUCAUCGCAAAGGAUCAAAAGUGCUAUCGAUAAAUUUAAGGAAACAAGAAUUCAAAUCAUCGACUUAUUACAAAGAGCAAGUCAGUUUAUUUUCCUGGAGUUGGAACCAGAGCUUGUGGAAAUAGUUAAAACUUUCGACGAACAAUAUCUAGAUAAUAUGAAUAAGCAUAUUAAGCAGUUACAUUGUAUGGAAUGCCCGAUCUUAGUCGCAGGCGAGGUCAGCGCUGGAAAGAGUAGCCUGAUCAAUUUAAUUUUAGGUCAAUCUGUGUUACCUGUCGGUCACUUACAUACAACUACAUGUAUAUGUGAAUUACGCUAUUCUACAAAUCCCUGCUUAAAAUCCUUUAUUUGGAAUGCAAGUGAAAAAAAGUUAGAGCCUCAUGAAGAAACUCCUAUCAAUGGUACUUCCGAUUUGAUGACUGAGAUUCAAAAGGUUAUGCAUUUGACAUCGAAAAAAAAAGACUCCAAGGACAGCUUAAGAAGCAGUCAAGGUUUUGCUGGGCUAGAUGGAAAUAGUACGAAUGAUGAGGAAUUGGCCUUACUAUCUACCUCAAUUGAUGAUGUGCAUGUCGAAUGUAAUAAUUUUGAAGAUUUGAAACUAUCAAACGGGAAGCUUGAAAUUUGCUGGGAGUUUGAUUUUCUAAAGGUUUAUGAUAUAGAUAACAAACUAGUAUUUAACGGAUUUAACGCAUAUAAUUGUAUCGCAGAUGGUGUCUUCUUAGUUGAUAGCCCAGGAAUUGGUGAAACAGCGUUGGCCACUGAACAAAUUGUAUGUUAUUUACCAAAGGUGUCUUCAAUUAUUUAUGUCAUCAAUGCUGAAAAUGCUGGCGGCAUACAAGAAGAUCGACUUGUUAGACUUUUAAUAGAAGAGCAAAACAUGGAAAGAGAAAAAUUUAAGACAUUUACUCCGGAAUCAGCUAUUUUUAUAUGUAAUAAAUGGGAUAGUAUUCCAAAGACAGACAGAGAUACUGUUGAAAAUUCUAUUAAACAAAAGUUAAGACGAAUUUGGCCUGGCUUUCAUGAUUCUCAAUUAAUAUUAUUGUCGAGUACAAAUGCUGCUAAUCAUUUUAAAGCCGGAUUCGUAUCGGAUGAUUUACGAGUACUUCAUUCUCUUAUCGCUCAUUUAAUAGAAGAAAGCUUGAAGAAGAAAGUUGUGGAUUAUACCAGUUGGCUCCAUACAUUAUUAGGUAUUGUUGCUAAUCGAUACCGCUUGCUGACUAAUUGCUCCUUCUUAGAAGGUGAUAUUCGGAGCUCUUACUUAAGCAAUCUAAGAAAUAACAUCGCAUUAGCUAGGUCUACCAUAGGAGACCAAAAUUUUCAUGAUAAUAUCGAAAAAAUCAUCGAUAAUGGUACUGCAGAAAUUACUGUUUCUUUGCUUCAGUUUCUAAAAAGUAAUAGAUUUGAAGUUGGUAUGACAAAGUGGCAUUUAGAUGAUAUUCCAAUUCGGGAAAAAGUCACUGAUAUCGAAGAGGUCAUUACUAACUUAUUUGAUGAUCGAUUUAUUAGCUUAUUAACGUUUUGGGAAGAAGACAAUGGGUUACUCAGGCGAUUUUAUAAUAAAAUACGAGAAUCAGUAAACUUGCAUUAUAGCCGUAUUCUAAAAGUAUUGGAGGGCUUAGAAAAUGCGCUGCAAAUAGCUGAUGCUGAUCUUAAUGAUCUACGAGACUUACACGUCAAUUCAUCACCUAAAACAAGUAAAUCAUGGCGGAAUUUUUAUGCUGGUGUUGGUAUUGUUACUGGAACUAUUGGCGGUAGCGCUGCCGGCGCUGCUAUCGGGCUUACUAUAGCUGAAGGUGUUGGUGCUGCCGUCAUUGGUGGAGUAAUUGGUGGCGUAACAGGUGGCAUAGGUAUUGUCAUUUCUAUAGUUGUUAUAGCAGUUUUAGCUCGUUAUAUGUGGUCGAAAACUGGAAUUUCUAGACAAAGAAGGAAAAUUUUGAUUGCUAUACAGCAAAGUGUACCCAAUGUAGUUUCAGAAUUAGCCACUGGUGAUCGAGCUAAAGAGAUUGCCAAGGCCUACACUAAUCCAAUUAAAGAAUCUAUUAAGCAUACGCGAAUGCAGGUUAUAAAACAGCUAAAAGCAAACGAAGUUCUCCUUAACGAAGCUAAUCAAAUAGAUUACUCAACAAUGCGGAGUGCUGCCAUGGAUAAGAUUGAGCUUAUUAGUAAGCUCAGGAAUGGAAUUAAUAAUGUCCUGAAAAGUUAUGAUUGUGGUAUAUAA